This is a messenger RNA of Anoplophora glabripennis (Asian longhorned beetle), 1284 nucleotides long. RefSeq names its product OTU domain-containing protein 6B. NCBI's taxonomy places the organism in Eukaryota, Metazoa, Arthropoda, Insecta, Coleoptera, Cerambycidae. Gene Ontology annotation, biological process: protein deubiquitination. The transcript has a single exon. The record is from RefSeq and is a predicted model, not a curated record. Gene Ontology annotation, molecular function: cysteine-type deubiquitinase activity. Bases 87 to 977 code for a protein of 296 amino acids.
CUAAUUUUAUUUGUAACGUAAGAUAACCUAAUUUUGAAGUUGGUAGGUAAUAUAAGUUCCAUAUUUUUAAACCAAUUAUUUUAAAAAUGGAUUCUGGAGACAUGGUCCUAGAUGAGGAUGAACUGUUAAGAAGACAUAAACAAGAAAAAAAAGAUUUGCAGUCCAAGGUGCAAGGGCUGAAAAAGAGCAUACCAAAAGGAGAUAAAAAGAAAAAGAAAGACAUUACCGAAGAAAUUGCAAAACUCGAAAGUGAACUGGAAGAAAAACAUAGAAACGAACUUCGCUUAUUAAAAGACAGUGCUCCUAACAGUAACCAAAGUGUCGAUCCUGUGCCCGACAAUGACAAUGAGAAAAGCGUGCCAGACAUCGAAGGGCCAACCAUUCGUGUGUCCAGGGCCCAAAAACGGAGGAACAAAAAAGAAAACGAAGCCAAAGAGCGCGAAAAGAGAAUACAAGAGCAAGCUGAAAAAAAUAAGGAAGGUCCCCGAGUACUAGAAUUAAACACCAUAAAACAGUCCCUUCGGUCAAUGAACUUGAAAGUUUACAACAUACCUGCAGAUGGUAACUGUUUAUACUUAGCUAUAAAUCAUCAGCUGCAAGUAACGGGAAGGCCGAGUCACUCUGUAAACGAGUUGCGGAAAACAACAGCCGACUUCAUGCUGAAACAUACAGAUGAAUUUCUUCCAUUCAUGGUAAACGAAUUAGACGAGUCUGAGAUUGUUAGUGAAGAACAAUUUGAGAAUUAUUGUAAGGACGUAGCCACGACGAAAUUGUGGGGUGGUCAGCUGGAACUGCGAGCCCUUUCCAACAUUCUAAAAUGUCCGAUAAAAAUCAUACAAGCCAGCGGUCCACCUACUCUUCAAGGCGAAACCUUCAAGGGACCCGAGUUGAUUCUUACGUACCAUAGACAUCUGUACCGGCUAGGAGAACAUUACAAUUCGACACUGCCCGUGACCGGGGACGACGAGGAUGUAUGAAAUUCGCUCUCUCUAGGUUUAAUUAGGAAAAUUAAUAGGAACAAGUGACAAUUCUUCUGCUGUUAUUAACACAAGAAAUAUUAUUGGACUGUCUGUAUGGUUUUGUAUAAUUAAAUUAUAACGUGGAUGUUGUAAUAUUUAGGGGUUACGCGGAACGACUUCAUCUAAUUGCAUGUUAACUCGGUGGUACUUUAGGCUGAAAAAUUACUUUGAGUAAAUUGCCUAUAUAUAUACUUUACAUAUAAAAAAUUAUGUAAUUUUGAAUUUAUCAAAUAGUCAAUAAUAAAAAUGCCGUGGAUUUAAUGGA